This is a messenger RNA of Acanthamoeba castellanii str. Neff, 3321 nucleotides long. Its product is annotated as RapGAP/RanGAP domain containing protein. Gene Ontology annotation, molecular function: GTPase activator activity. Gene Ontology annotation, biological process: regulation of small GTPase mediated signal transduction; activation of GTPase activity. The transcript has 26 exons. The coding region runs from base 1 to 3321 and encodes 1106 amino acids. The record is from RefSeq and is a predicted model, not a curated record. Lineage: Eukaryota; Discosea; Longamoebia; Acanthamoebidae.
AUGUUCUUGGAUUUCAUUGCUUCACAGCUCGGCUUCCUCGAGUACAAUGAAGAGUCAAGCGUGUUUAUGCAGUUCCCUGAGGAAACCAGGAAAGUGCUGGCUGGCGAGAUCGUGCGCGUGCUGAUCGGGAACUCGCCGCUGCCGGGCGCGACCCUGAAGAGCGCCAACCACGUACGCGUCAUCAUGGAGAUUGUAGGCCAGUCCUUCGGCCUGCCCAUCAAGGUCGAGACAAUCGACAUCAUUGCGGGCGCCACGGAGCUCUACCGGAGGUGGCUGCUGGGUGACGACGAGCGCCUCAUCCCUCCGCCCAUCAAGGACGACUUCGAAGUCCACCAGUACUUCUUCAAGCAAAUGUUCAACCACUUCUCUCUGCUGUUCCAACCGCAAGCCGGGGAGGAGGAGCAGAAGGACGGAGGAGGCGAGAGCCUGCUCAACCACCACGUGCGACUGUGCGAGAACGUGCUCGAGAUCUACGCCAACGUGGGCAGCGAGGUGCCGCUGAAGGAGGACACGUGGGAGCACUUGCUCAAGGUGGUGCUCGGCAUCACCGAUUCCCUGCUCGGCCAGCCCAAGGGCAGCGACCUCCUGGCCGAGCGUCUGUGUCCCUCCCUGCUCAAGGUCCUCUUCAGCCUGUGGCUGCGCUCGGGCAUGAUUGGAGUCAUGUGGGACAACCUGCGCGACCUCAUCUGGCACUGGCGCCACCGCAUGCCUGCCAUCAAGCAAUGGAACGCAGUGGUGCUGGGUUUGACCAAUCGCAUCACCCGCAUCAUGUAUGGCCCAACGGUCGGCACCAGAAACAUUGUCAUUUCCAUCGACGGCGACACGACCGAAAUCAACGACUCGGCCGACCACUACGUCGUCUACGCCUGGCAACGGAUGCUGCGUCUUUUGGGCGACCUGGAGACCAUCCCCAUCCCCGCCAACUACCUGGAGGCGAUCAAGGGCGUCGGGCAGGUGGCCAACCAACUCCUCCAGAUCGGCCAGAAGGACCUCGACCCCGAGUCGAAGCUGCUCCAGCCCGAUGGCAACACGAUCCUCCACAUUGUGGGCGCCUUCAUCUUCGAGGCCAUCAACAACUACCGCGAUGGGUUCGAAAAGGGCAAGGCCGCGGCACUGGAAGCUGCGCUGAGCAUUCUCAGCAGCCGCAGCAGGACCAAAUUCAACCCCCUCUACCUCGCCUACUUCUAUCGAGGCUUGGAGAAGGCGCUCUCGACGGAACACCCGCUGCUGGUGUCGACAGUGAUCCUCCACUCGACGGUGAAUCUGUUCCAAUCGGAGUUCCCGGGCUCGCACGUGCUGAUCCCGACCUACAUCCACGCCAUCGGCCGCAUCCUGCCCGAGACCGGCCACGGCGCCAUCCUCCGCAACGCCUGCAUCCGCAUCCUGGGCUGCUUCACGUGCUACCCCGAGCACUUUGCGCGACUCAUCUUCUCCCGCAACAACACCACCAUCAAGAAGCCCCUCGUCAAGACCUACGAGGAGAUGAUCGCUCCGCUCAACGCCAUCAUGCUGGGCGGACUCAAGGUGGAGCUGGACCCAGGCAAUCUGCAGGCCUUCCUGUGGGUGGCGUCGGUCUACGCCAAUGCCAGCAUCGAAUACAACACUUCCUUCUGCGAUGGCCUCAUCCGUUCUAUUCUCCAGAAGAUCGUCACCGUCGGCUUCCCUGGCUGGACGGACGAGGUGAUGCUGACCUGCUUCCAGAUCCUGACCGACCUGUCGUGCGUCCACCAGUUCCUGGUGGAGGAGACCGAGGAGAACGGCCCCACUCGCCCCCGUGCAGGCCUCAUCAGGCAGCGCCUCACCCUCGGCUCGUUCUCGAACGCGUCGAACCAUUGUGGCAUUCUGCUGGUGACGACCUUGUGCAAGUUCUUCGAGAUCCGCUGCGCUGUCCAGUGCGCUCCCGCUCCCCCGCUCGAGGAGCUCGUUGUCAAGACAUGGAUCAUGACCGGCGACUGGAUUCUGAGGAAUGCUGGCCUCUUCAAGACCGUCCUGUCCAUCAUCGAAAAGUGCCGCGGAGAUGUGAAGGGCUACCACGCUCCCACGUACAAGAUCAAGGAGGCCGCCUCGAGCAUGCUGUGGACCAUCGUCAACCAGCACGGCCAGUUCCCUCCGCCCAUCGGCCCCUCCAACUUCUCUUCCCUCCCCUCGGAGGCGGACCUGCUGACGCACAGCAAGCUGACGUCGAAGAACAUCACGUGCUUCCUGUUCAACAAGACGUUGAUGUCGGUGAUCCGCGAGCCUCGCUCCUACGGGCGCAUCGCCGUCACCAUCAUUCUCCGCGACCUCUCCGGCAAGUUCGUGUGGAACGCCAACCUCAACUACUUCCCCUGCGUGCCGGAGCACAUCUCAGAACCCGGCGUCAAGCCUCCGGAGAAGGACCCGCUCGAGGCCCUGCCGGCUCCCGACCCGGUGGAGUACCUGGACGAACUGAUGGCGUACCUCACGGAGGAGGAGCGGAAGAAGCAGGACGCCGUGCUCAGCCUCGCGAUCCAGCGCGUCAAGGAGGAGGCGGCCCACCUCCGCAAGACCUCGUUCGGCCACACGGACAACACCGUGCACAGGCCGCGCCUGCCGCCGCAGGACGUCGAGAGCGACACCACCGCCUCGCGACUCCUGCUCGCCCACGUGGGUCUGCUGUCGAUGGAGAACCGCGGCGCGUUCUCGCUGCUGCAGUCCGACGCGUCGAAGCCCUUCAAUUUCCUCCAAAACUUCAAGAACAUCGACUCCACGGCCGAGCGCGAGUGCCUGCAGAUCGGCGUGAUCUACGUGCCUAAGGGCGGCAUGUCCAUGCAGCAGAUCUUCGACAACGAAAAGGGCUCGCAGGACUACUUCGACUUCCUCUCCUCCCUCGGCUGGGCGGUCGACCUCAACACCCACACCGGCUUCACCGGCGGGCUCGACCCCAAGGCCACCGGUGACCUGACGCCCUACUACGCGGAUCUGUACACGGAGGUGCACAAGCGUCGCCUCGUACUGAGCGACCGCGUCCUCAUCUCUUGGGUCGAGGACGUCGCCGAAUACAGCAUCGAUCUGCUCGAGGAGUGCAAGGCGGCGGUGAACAUCGUGAUCAACCCGUUGCCGUCGGGUCUUUACCGGGUGCGUAUCAUCAACAAGCACGGCAAGGUGCGCGAUGUGGGUCCGCUCGUGGACGAGAUGAUCGUCAGCAAGCACAUCCUGUCCUUCCUCGUCCGCCUGGACAAGGAGGCCAUCCAGCCGCUGGUCAUGCGCAAGCAGCAGAUCGACGACUUUGUCCGCAAGCACAAGAUCGACGUCUCCCUCUCCAAGUUCUACGCCUCCCAGUUCUCCAUGGCCAAGAGCUGA